Molecule: messenger RNA, 1928 nt
Organism: Amorphotheca resinae ATCC 22711
Lineage: Eukaryota; Fungi; Ascomycota; Leotiomycetes; Helotiales; Amorphothecaceae
Exons: 2
Coding region: 1-1470 (489 amino acids)
Biological process (GO): phenylalanyl-tRNA aminoacylation
Cellular component (GO): cytoplasm; mitochondrion
Molecular function (GO): phenylalanine-tRNA ligase activity; ATP binding; tRNA binding
Source: RefSeq, a predicted model, not a curated record
AUGAGCUCUCUAACCAGGACGCCCCGAUUAUCCACGCGUGGUGGUAGGGCAUUGGUCGCGCUCAUCGGCUGGAGCAAUGCGGCCUUGCGGAGUUGCAAGCCCUACUCCCAAUGCAGAUACAGCUCGACCGGAGCAAGCCCCUCUCCGCGCAGCGUCAGUAUAGAUGGCAAGUCGUAUGAUACAGAUGAGUGGCAUAACCUCACGCCGAACAUCAUCUCGUCGGCCUCGCGGCGCCUGCAUAUCCAAAAAGACCACCCCAUCUCCAUAACUCGAACUAUCAUCGAAUCCAAAUUCCCCGCCCCGACCUAUCGAUACCAUAACACCUUCUUCCCCGUCGUCUCUACAUACCAAAACUUUGAUUCUCUGGGAUUCCCAGCAGAUCAUCCCGGACGGAGUAAGACGGACACUUACUAUGUCAACAAAGACACCGUUCUACGAACCCACACCAGUGCGCAUCAAGCCGACGUAUUCCGGAGGAACGAGAGCGAAGGCUUCCUCAUCAGCGCGGAUGUCUACCGUCGAGAUGCAAUUGACCGAAGCCAUUACCCCAUAUUUCAUCAGAUGGAGGGAGCGCGAAUGUGGGAUCGAGAGAAGGUGCCCAAUGGGGAUAUAGCCGCAGCUGUUUGGAAAGAUCUGGAAAGCCUCCCUACACAUACGAUGACGGUUGAAGAUCCAAACCCGCCCACCCAUCCAGAACGGAACCCUCUGCAAGAUGAACACUCUGCGGCGGAGGCAGAAGCGAUUGCAGCACAUCUCAAGCGGUCUCUGGAACUGGUCGUCGCAGAGAUAUUCUCCCGCGCGAAGACUGCGGCGAUCGCCGCCAACCCGGAUUUCGUGGAUGAGCAACUUAAGGUCAGAUGGGUCGAGGCGUAUUUCCCAUUUACCAGCCCAUCCUGGGAGCUGGAGAUCUUCUGGCAGGGAGAUUGGCUGGAGGUUCUUGGGUGUGGUGUGGUGAAGCAGGAUAUCCUCACGAAGGCUGGUGUGCCAUCACAACUGGGAUGGGCCUUUGGAGUAGGCUUGGAACGUAUUGCAAUGCUUCUCUUUGAGAUCCCUGACAUCCGUCUCUUCUGGUCACAGGACGAGAGAUUCCUGAGCCAGUUCAAAGGACUUUCAGAUAACCUGAAUAACCUGAAACGAUUCGUGCCCUUCUCGAAGUACCCGGCCUGUUACAAGGAUGUCGCGUUUUGGCUUCGCUCAUCGUCAUCGUCAGCUGGGGGUGGUGGGAGGGCCAAUGCGCAAGACUUCCACGAGAACGAUGUUAUGGAGAUUGUUCGGGAUAUCGGAGGCGAUGUGGUCGAGGACGUGACUAAGGUGGACGAAUUCACGCAUCCCAAAACGGGGCGGAAAAGCCUCUGCUACCGAAUCAACUAUCGAAGUCUGGAGCGGACCCUGACGAACGAGGAAGCGAACGUGUUCCACGAACGGGUGAGGAACGCCCUGGUGGAGAAGCUGGGGGUCGAACUACGAUGAGAAGAACCGAGGAAGAUGGGAGAUUGUUGGGAUUGAGCCUCGAAUCUGUACUAUACGUGUGUAUAUUUCAUGUCUCGACCAGGCAUUUACUUGUACAAUACAAUACCCCGCGAGCCAUACCACCAUAUCCUCAGCUCAUGCAUCCGUCACAUCUCUUUCUUUCAAAGAGUCCCAAAGCCUCUUCCUGUGCAUCUCGUAGACGGCUCAAGAGAGGCUAAUGCGCACGCCAAGCAAGCCUGAGACAUGUGUUUCUUUACUCCGUAGAUGAGGAUACGAGGGGACCUGUUCCAGCCCUCCAGCUCCGGUCUGUAGCUCGGCAGCGGGGCGUCACACGGGCGAGCGGCGGGGUACGGGGGGAUGGAGGGAUGGAGGGAUGGAGGGAGGGGCAGCAAGGCGGGAGACGGAUAAGAGGAGGAGGGGCGAUAAUCGGCAGGGAGCAGUCAGGUAAGGUGUAAUUG